CCACAGCUUCAUGUCCCGCCAGGGACGAGACGACCCUGAUCAGUCGAGCAACUUCACAACAGACGAGAUCUCCUAAAGUACGCCAUGGCAUUUUCGCGGCCGCUUUUCACCAUCACCCGCCCUCAGACGGGCCGGGUCGUGCCCCUUAUACCAGCGGAUCUUCUCCCCGAGGGCAUCAUAGUUGGAGGGUACCCGCGCUCUCUGACGCCCCAGGAGAUGAUUGGCACGGUCGAUCUCGGGGUCGUGGAUUCGUGGGAUGGCGGAGCGCAACCGAAUUUGCAACUUUGCAUUAUGCCCGAAGACCCAAGCGACGGACACAAGAUGCACCCGCUGUCGCGCGCGGAUUCUCUCGGAAAAGAUAUCCGAGAUCUUCUCAACGAUUCUUCUGGCAGGAGUUGCGCCUCUGAUCAGAACCCCCAUGCGCCGGACGAGGGCUGCAGUACGCAGGGACUUGUGGCAGAGCUGGAGGCGGAUGCGCACCUCGAUCAAACAAAGUCAGGAACAGCAAGUUCUACUUCGAAGAGGAGGAAGAGUAGAAGAAAGCCAAUACACAAGGGUCGCCGAGCGCGCAUGGCGUCCGUGGCCAAGCGAGAAACAAGCGCCGGUGAGCAAGUACUGCAAGCGACGCCGUCUGCUACGCCCACGGGGGAAGUACACGAAUACAAAGCCUGUGAUAUUCCACCGCCCCCCAAUCAGCAGACCUCUUCUGCUCUUGGGCUGGAGGAUCAUUCUCAUCGGAGGCACAUGGUGCAGGCAUCAGAAGUUGAAGGUCUACCCUUCGAGCACAAUGGGAACGAGCCCGAUGCUAGGAUCACCACGGCAGUAGGCGGCGACAGAAUUGAGGAGGCAAGGGAGGGUUCUACAGGGAACCCCAGAUUCUUGCGAAGCCAGUCCAGCGCUGAAAGCAAGACAUCAGAAAUGAAGCCUGCUCCCACCCCUACUAUACAGGCACAGGAUGAGAAUAGAGCGCCACUGGCCCAAGAAGAACCUGGAGAGAAGGACACGGCUGCAGCGCCAGCAACAUCAUCGUCAAUCCAGGAGGAAGAACUAUUAAUAGAGUUGUGAACGAAAGUUUACCUGCCUUUAUUAUGAUGAUAGAUGCGAUUGCAGAUGAACAUUAACUCCGCUCCGUGCGCUCGGAAAUGCUCACUUGAAGAUGGAUGUAUUUCCGAUACAGAGUGGCC
This is a messenger RNA of Emericellopsis atlantica, 1184 nucleotides long. RefSeq lists its product as uncharacterized. The coding region runs from base 85 to 1065 and encodes 326 amino acids. The record is from RefSeq and is a predicted model, not a curated record. The transcript is spliced from 2 exons. NCBI's taxonomy places the organism in Eukaryota, Fungi, Ascomycota, Sordariomycetes, Hypocreales, Bionectriaceae.